AUGAAUAAAUUAACAAUGAAUGAUACUACUUGUCUGGAUAGUUAUUACCAAUUGUAUUGUUAAAUUUAAAUUUAAUUGCACGCUAAUAACGUUAUGGCGAAAACAAAAGAAAAAUCAAACUCCAAAAGAAGCUGUAUAUAAGUUUUUGGCAAAAUUAGGGCACACGGAGAUGCAUCCAUUGAAGAAGAUGAAGAAAAUUUCUCUGCGGAAUGGCAGUGGUAUUCGCUUUAUCUCUUCCAUUUCUGGCUCGGUUUUUACAUCUAGAGCUUGUUCUUCAUGCCAUUACAGUAAAGAAUCAAUUUCAGUUAAGGAUAUUGGUGUAAAUAGUAGCAAUUUAGAUGAUGCUGUGAAUCUCUUCCAUCAAAUGGUUACAAUGAAGCCUCUUCCUUCAGUUGUCGAUUUUUCUAAAUUAUUUAACAAUAUGAUAAGUAUGAAGCAUUACUCUGCUGUCAUUUCUCUUUUUUGACAAAUGCGGAAAUUAGGCAUCCCAAUUAAUGGAGUCAUUUUGACUAGUGUGAUUAACAGUUAUUGCAUGAUGCAUCGUGCUGAUUGUGGAUUUUGGGUGUUAUCAAUUUACUUAAAGAGUGGUUUUGCAUUUCGUGUUGUCAUCUUUACAACCCUAAUAAGGGGAUUCUUUGCUGAAAACAAGGUUAAAGAUGCUGUUGAAUUGUUCAAAAAAUUGGUUACAGAGAAGAUUUGUGAGCCUGAUGAAGGCAUGUAUGCAACCGUCAUGAAUGGACUCAGUAAAAGGGGUCAUACUCAAAAAACUUUAAGUUUGCUACGGUUAAUGGAACAAGGGAGCACUAAGCCUGGUUUAUUCAUCUACAGCAUUGUUAUAGAUGCUCUUUGCAAAGAUGGAAACUUAGGUGCUGCUAUUAACAUUCUGAACGAGAUGAAGCAGAAAGACAUUUAUCCCAAUAUAGUCGCAUAUAAUUCAAUAAUUGAUGGUUUGUGUAAGCUCGGUCAGUGGGAAAAGGUUAAAACUUUGUUCUCUGAUAUGGUGAACCUUAAUUUGUAUCCAGAUGUGCGUACCUUCACCAUACUAACAGAUGGACUAUGCAAAGGAGGGAAAGUUGAAGAUGCUGAGGAAGUAAUGAAACACAUGGUCGAAAAGGGUGUAGAGCCUAAUAUAAUCACCUACAAUGUAUUAAUGGAUGGAUAUUGUUUGCGUGGUCAACUAGAUAGAGCAAGGAGAAUUUUUGAUAGCUUGAGAGAUAAGGGCAUUGAGAUUGACAUUUUUAGCUAUAACAUACUAAUAAAUGGAUACUGUAAGAAAAAGAAACUUGCCCAGGCCAUGCAAUUGUUUUGUGAAAUUUUUAAAAAGGGAUCAAAACCCGAUAAUUUUACCUACAAUACGAUCUUGCAAGGUCUGUUUGAAGUUGGAAGAACUGGUGAUGCAAAGCAAAUUUACGCUGAGAUGCUAUCUGCAGGGACCAAGGCUGAUAAAUACAUUCAUGCCACUUUGCUCAAUGGUUAUUUUAAGUACGGACUUGUUGAAGAAGCUAUGUCGCUCUUCAAUAAGUUAGAAAGAAACAGAGUAUAUACUGAUAUUGCAUGUUACAAUGUUGUCAUUAAUGGAUUGUGCGAAAAUGGUAAACUUGACGAAGCACAUGCUGUUUUCAAGAAGCUUUGUUUCACUGGAUUGCUCCCAGAUGUGAGAACAUACAAUGUAAUGAUUAAUGGAUUUUGUCUUGAAGGGUUGUUUGAUGAAGCUAAAUGUAUUCUAAGAAAAAUGGAAGACAACGGUUGUCCUCCAAAUAAUGUCACUUAUAAUGUUAUUGUGCAAGGAUUUCUUAGAUGCAACAAAAUUAGUAAAAUGGCAUCUUUUAUGAAGGAAAUGGUUGGAAGGGGCUUCUCAGUUGAUGCAAGUACAGCUGCGCUUUUGGUAAACGUUGUAAGGGUGAAUCCUUCUGUCCUUGACAUGAUACCAGAGCUUCACUUGAAUAAUAAAAAAAAUGGCAUCAAUGGGAUUGCUGAAGUUGGAAAAAUGGCAAUUAGAAUAUCUCUUGAUUUACCCUUCAGGUUUCUUGCAAAAUUAGGGCACGCGCAGAUGCAGCCAUUGAAGAAGAUGAAGAUAAUUUCUCUGCGGAAUUGCAAUGGUAUUCCCUUCAUCUCUUCCGUUUAUGGUUCGGCAUAUACAUUUAGAGCUUGUUCUUCAUGCCAUUACAGUAAAGAAUCAAUUUCAGUUAAAGAUAAAAUUGGUGUAAAUAGUAACAAUCUAGAUGAUGCUGUUACUCUCUUCCAUCAAAUGGUUACAAUGAAGCCUCUUCCUUCAGUUGUCGAUUUCUCUAAAUUGUUUAACAAUAUGAUAAAGAUGAAACAUUACUCUGCUGCCAUUUCUCUUUUUCGACAAAUGCUGAAAUUAAGCAUUCCAAUUAGUGAUUUCAUCUUAAAUAGUAUGAUUAAUAGUUAUUGCCUGAUGUAUCGUGUUGAUUGUGCAUUUUCGGUGUUACCCAUUUACUUGAAGAAUGGAAUUCCAUUUGAUGCUGUCACCUUUACCACUCUAAUAAGGGGAUUCUUUGCUCAAAAUAAGGUCAAAGAUGCAAUUGAAUUGUUCAAGAAGUUGGUGAGAGACAAGAUUUGUGAGCCUAACCAAGUCAUGUAUGCAAUCGUCAUGAAUGGGCUAAGUAAAAGGGGUCAUACUCAGAAGACUUUAAGUUUGCUCCGGUUAAUGGAACAAGGUAAAACUGAGCCCAACAUAUAUAUCUACAACAUUGUUAUAGAUGCUCUUUGCAAAGAUGGAAACAUAGAUGCUGCAAUCAACAUUCUGAACAAGAUGAAGCAGAAAGACAUUUGUCCCGAUAUAGUCACAUAUACUUCAAUAAUUGGUGGUUUAUGUAAGCUCGGUCAGUGGGAAAAGGUUAAAACUUUGUUCUCAGAGAUGGUGAACCUUAAUAUGCAUCCAGAUGUGUGCACCUUCACCAUACUAACAGAUGGACUAUGCAAAGAAGGGAAAGUCGAAGAUGCUGAGGAAGUAAUGGAACACAUGAUCGAAAAGGGUGUAGAGCCUGAUAUAAUCACCUACAAUGCAUUGAUAGAUGGAUAUUGUUUGCGUGGUCAAGUGAAUAGAGCAAGGAGAAUUUUUGAUAGCUUGAGAGAGAAGGGCAUUGAGACUAACAUUUUUAGCUAUAACAUACUAAUAAAGGGAUACUGUAAGAAAAAGAAAGUGGAUGAGGCCAUGCAAUUGUUUUGUGAAAUUUCUCAAAAGGGAUUGAAACCUGAUAUCGUUACCUACAAUACUAUCUUGCAAGGUCUUUUUGAAGUUGGAAGGACUGGUGAUGCAAAUCAACUUUACGCUGAGAUGCUAUCUUCAGGGACCAAGCCUACUGUACACAGUCAUGUCAUUUUGCUCAAUGGUUAUUAUAACUACGGACUUGUUGAGGAAGCGAUGGCAUUCUUUAAUAAGUUAGAAAGAAACAGAGAAUAUACUGAUAUUACAUGUUACAGUGUUGUCAUUAAUGGGUUGUGCAAAAAUGGUAAACUUGACGAAGCACAUGCUGUUUUCGAGAAGCUUUGUUUCACUGGAUUGCUCCCAGAUGUGAGAACAUACAAUGUAUUGAUUAAUGGAUUGUGCAAAAAUGGUAAACUUGACGAAGCACAUGCUGUUCUCGAGAAGCUUUGUUUCACUGGAUUGCUCCCAGAUGUGAGAACAUACAAUGUAAUGAUUAAUGGAUUUUGUCUUAAAGGGUUGUUUGAUGAAGCUAAAUGUAUUCUAAGAAAAAUGGAAGACAAUGGUUGUCCUCCAAAUAAUGUCACUUAUAAUGUUAUUGUGCAAGGAUUUCUCAGGUGCAAAAAAAUUAGUGAAAUGGCAUCUUUUAUGAAGGAAAUGGAUGGAAGGGGCUUCUCAUUUGAUGCUGGUACAACUGCGCUUUUGGUAGACGCCGUGAGGGUGAAUCCUUCUGUCCUUGACAUGAUACCAGAGCUUCACUCGAAAAGUAAGAAGUGAAUAUUGUUUGGUUUAUUCAGCUACGCUAUCGCUGUGAUACAAUUCCCUAUUUAGCCCUGCAAAAGAAAUAACAGCCUAUGCAUUUGCUAAAGUUGAUGGCAAUUAGAACAUUGUUUGAGCUUUCAACACAGCCUAAUGAGGAGGUUGAUGCUGGGCAAGUUGCUAGUACAGGAAUUGUUGCACCAAGUUAUGUUCAGAAACUUGCAUGCUGUCUCAGAAGAAAGAUGGAUGUGUUGCUGGUUUCUUGGAAGAACGCUUGAACCGGGUCUUAAUUUCAUUUUAUCAGCUGAGGUCGAUCACUAAAAGAAGACUACAAGUUUGGCUUUGGACUCACAGUUGGAGAACAGAUGAGGAGGAAGAGAUUGUCGGGUUCAAACUUCUACUGGUGAUGGUGAUUCCUUCUUGAAAACAGUAUAUUCAGUUGAAUCUGAAUAUUCUACUAAUAAGAUUGAAUCCAUUCCUAUUCGAAAAGAGGGAGUAUUUUUAUCAAGCUGAUAUUGUUUCUGGAGCAUCCUUAUCAACUGGUUCCAACUGGUCACUCGUAGUUGAUUUUGCAAUUUUUGAGACAUUCUCUACAUACGCACAAUAUAGUUGUGUAUAAUAGACCCUUGUAGUACGAACCUUUCCUUGAUCUGCGCAUAGCGGGAAUUAGUGCUUUUAGACAUUUCUUAGAAUUUGUAGAGUUGAUUUUAUUUAGAUACAGAGAUCUACCGUUUUGAUUUUAUUAUUUUGUGACAUAUUUGGUUACUAUGUGCUUAAUAGUUAAUACUACAAAGGUAGUUAAAAGUAAA
Solanum pennellii is the source of this 4737-nucleotide messenger RNA. RefSeq names its product pentatricopeptide repeat-containing protein At4g31850, chloroplastic-like. NCBI's taxonomy places the organism in Eukaryota, Viridiplantae, Streptophyta, Magnoliopsida, Solanales, Solanaceae. Gene Ontology annotation, molecular function: protein binding. The record is from RefSeq and is a predicted model, not a curated record.